Messenger RNA from Manihot esculenta (cassava), 1372 nucleotides. Its product is annotated as transcription factor MYB108. The transcript has 3 exons. Bases 156 to 1154 code for a protein of 332 amino acids. Gene Ontology annotation, molecular function: DNA-binding transcription factor activity; sequence-specific DNA binding. Lineage: Eukaryota; Viridiplantae; Streptophyta; Magnoliopsida; Malpighiales; Euphorbiaceae. The record is from RefSeq and is a predicted model, not a curated record. Gene Ontology annotation, cellular component: nucleus. Gene Ontology annotation, biological process: regulation of DNA-templated transcription.
CAUUUUCAAACCUAUCUACGCAUCUAUAAAAACCCCACCUUCUCUAUCUUCCGUGUAUUAAUCUCAUCUCCCCUCUCUCUCUCUAAAAUUUUCUCUCCUUUUUUCUUAUUUUCUUGUUUCAAUCAAUCAGUCUCUCCAUUUAAGGAACUUUGAGGAUGAUGACGAUGAUGGAUGUUAAAGGCAUAAACAGCAACCGCAAGAGCAGCUCCUCCUCCUCCUCCUCCUCCUCCACCACACAAAGUGAAGAGGAGAUGGGGGCUCAUGACUUGAGAAGAGGUCCUUGGACUGCUGAAGAAGACUUUAAUCUCAUCAAUUACAUUGCUACUCAUGGAGAGGGUCGCUGGAACUCUCUCGCUCGCUCUGCAGGCCUCAAACGAACCGGAAAGAGUUGCAGACUAAGAUGGCUCAACUAUUUACGACCUGACGUUCGACGUGGAAAUAUCACCCUCGAAGAACAACUCAUGAUCCUUGAGCUUCAUUCCCGAUGGGGCAAUCGAUGGUCCAAGAUCGCACAACACUUGCCAGGAAGAACCGACAAUGAAAUCAAGAACUACUGGAGGACCCGUGUUCAAAAGCACGCUAAGCAGCUUAAAUGUGACGUAAACAGCAAGCAAUUCAAGGACACCAUGCGAUAUCUAUGGAUGCCUAGAUUAAUUGAGAGAAUUCAAGCAGCCAACACCAACGCCACUAGCACUAGCACUAGCACUGCUACUACUACAGCUGCAGCCACCACCGGUGUCGCCAACAUCACCACAGACCCCACUUAUCACCACCACCUAAUCAACAACACCGACAUGGGAAAUCGGCAAUGGGCAGCCGUGGUUCAUGGCGGAGCUGCAGGGCUCGUUGGGAAUGAGUUUGGGGCUGCACAUGUGACUCCUACUACUUACACUACCCCAGAAACUUCAAGCACAGGUGCCUCUUCAGACUCAUUUGGGACACGGGUCUCGCCGAAUGAUUAUUACAACAUGAAUCCAGAUUAUUUCCAAUCUGUGCAAGUUGGCUACUCAGACUCGAUGAUCAGUCCUUCAGGUUACUUUAACCAAGUAAUGGAUUUCCAAACCAUGGAGCAGAACAACCAUCAAUUAUGGGUGGACGGUGGGGACACAUCCGAGAAUUUGUGGAAUGUGGACGAUAUCUGGUUUAACAUGUGAAGAGAAACCCAUUAAAAAACAAUACCCUUUAAUGUAGAGGUAAAGAAAAAAAAAAAAAACUAUGGAGGAAGAUCAGGAAGAGGAAGAGGAGGAAUAUAGAAUAAUUCAUACUACAUAUAGAAUCUGUGAUAGACACCAGAGAGGUCUAAUUGUGGAUUAUUUGCUUAAUUUUUAUUAAUUACUUUUGUUUGUUUUGUUAAUUAAUCUGAUUCCUUGAA